UCAACACCCCAUUCCCCCAAGGUCCAAAAAAUAGAAAUAAAACCUGGCGCAAAAAACUCAAACUUAGGCCGUGGACGGAGGAUCCUGUGGAGGAUCCUGUGUGGUGCCAGAACCAUGGCGAUGAUGGACUACAGCCUGAGCAAGGCUAUGCGCCACUUGUGCACGGCGCCGUGUCCGUGCCAGAAGUGCAAGGCCCUCAGGAGGGCGCGGGCCAAUGGCGGAAAGCCCUGCAGACCCAGAAGUCCUGCCGGCAACGGGGAACCCCCCUCGGGGGAAGAUCCCCUCGACGAGGACAGGCACAUGAACUUCAAGGAACAGGACUCGUUUGGGGAGCGGGACAGCACCCUGCCGGCGGGCACCAUAGUGCCGGCGGUGGUCGACAUCACAUGCGGCCACGAGGAGGCUGCGAAUACGUCUUCGUACGUGCGCCACUCCAAUAUCCGCGACACGUUUGGGGUUCGUGUGCCGCAGGGCACCGGCGAUCUGGUGGGCCCCGGACACAGGCUCUGCAGUGCGGAGCUGCACUGCGAUGAGAGCUGCGGCUACGGCACGGGCUGUAACGCCGUGUGCACCAGUCGCACGCAGCCGGCCUUACCCCAGCCGCAGCAAGUGUCAAGCAGCGUGGUCCGAACCGAGGGCAGCGGCUUCAGUGGAGUCGAAGGCGAAGCCGCCGGCAGGAUAAGCGCCUUCGAGGGCAGCGGCUUCGGGAUGCCGAAAGCCUCCGGCGGUGGAGUAAGCGACUGCGGAGCCAGAGCCUACGGCAACAGUGGCACCGGGACUGUGGGCAGUAUCUGCAAUGAGGGCUCGAGAAGCGUCUCGAGAGCUGGCGCAAGCGUAAUGGCAAGAGCAGGCGCCACCGGAAGUGGACGCGGUCCGGGUCUGGUAGAGUUUGACGACGGAUAUGGGGGACCCCCACCCAACAACAGCUACAACAACAGAAACAACAACGCCGCGGGCAUCCAGCUGUUUGGGGACAUGCGAAUCAAUCAGAUUGUCACCUUCAUCAUUGAGAUCAUGGGCGUGCUCAUGUUCUUUGCCAUCUGCACGAUCAGCUUCUGGAUCACCCUGGGCUACUAUGUCGUCAAGCUAUUUGUGGACCUCAAGGAUGCAGACAGGUGGGUGAAAACGGCGGCCGGCAUCCUUGUGGGCAUCCUGCUGAUUUCCUAUUGUGUGACGGCGGUUACGAACAGCGAGGGAGGCUUCUGCUGCCGCGCGAAGAGUCGAGUGAAGGCCAGGAGCAGGUGGAGCCUCGACUGUUGUCCCAGGAUCAAGGGUUUGCUCAACUACUGCUCCGGCAAGCCCCAAGCCGUGUGCCCCAAGGCUAAGCCACCAACAUGCCCCAAGGCUAAACCAGCAACAUGCCCCAAGGCCAAACCUAAACCCAAACCAUGCCCCAAGUGUAAGGCACCGUCGAGCACCUUCAUGUCCAUGAUCUGGCCCCAAAAGGUCCAGCCACCGCCGUGCAAGAAACCCACCAAAUGCUGGUGGGGCAAGUGCGACAUCAAGGCCACCUCCAGUCCCAAAAAAACGUGCUACAGCGACAGGCAAGGGCGUUCCAUCUUCAAGAGCUUCAAUCGGUAUGGAAUACCCUGCGAAAUGAAGCAGCCGCCGAUGUGGAUCGUCUGGCUAUAUCAUAUGGUUAUGAACCUGUUGGGCUACUGACAGACAGGAUCCGUCCGGACAGCAGCAGGAACGGUAUUCGGGGAACCCAAAAUCUUGAAGUUUAAAUAAAAACACUCUAAUUGGCA
Messenger RNA from Drosophila persimilis, 1748 nucleotides. RefSeq lists its product as uncharacterized. Bases 115 to 1662 code for a protein of 515 amino acids. The transcript has 2 exons. NCBI's taxonomy places the organism in Eukaryota, Metazoa, Arthropoda, Insecta, Diptera, Drosophilidae. The record is from RefSeq and is a predicted model, not a curated record.